GUCUGUCAUAAAUACUUUUCUAUAGUUACAAAAGAAAAAAACUUUUCUAUAAAUACCAUAACGUGGAAGUAUCAAUCUCAUAAUUUCCACGACGCAAUCACUAACAAUCUCCUUAGAGGAGAAAACAAGAAGAUGAUGUUUUACUAUGUGAUUGUUCUCCCGUUGGCUCUCUUUCUCUUAGCUUACAAAUUCAUAUUCACCUCCAAAACGCAGCGUUUCAACCUCCCGCCUUCUCCGCCUUACUCUCUCCCCAUCCUCGGCCACCACCACCUCCUCAAACCCCCGGUUCACCGCCUCUUCCAACGCCUCUCGAAAACCCACGGCCCAAUAUUCUCCCUGAGAUUCGGCUCCCGCCGCACCGUCGUGAUCUCCUCCUCCUCACUCGCAACAGAAUGCUUCACGGGCCAAAACGACGUCCUUCUAUCAAACCGCCCUUGUUUCCUAACUGCAAAGUACGUCGCAUACAACUACACAACCGUCGGAACCUCUCCUUACGGCGACCACUGGCGCAACCUCCGCCGCAUAUGCUCCCUCGAAAUCCUCUCCUCGAACCGUCUCACCAACUUCCUCCACAUCCGUAAAGACGAGAUCCGCCGCAUGCUCACGCGCCUCUCACGUGAGGUGGCCAACAAAGAGAUCGAGCUGGAGCCGCUCUUGUCCGACCUAACGUUCAACAACAUCGUGAGGAUGGUCACGGGGAAGAGAUAUUACGGAGACGAAGUGCAUAACGAGGAAGAAGCGAAUCUUUUCAAGAAACUCGUCGCCGACGUUAACGAUUGUAGCGGUGCGAGGCAUCCCGGAGAUUACUUGCCUUUCCUCAAAAUAUUCGGAGGGAGCUUUGAGAAGAAAGUGAAAGCUGUUGGAGAAGCCAUGGAUGAGAUCUUGCAGCGUUUGCUCGAUGAGUGUAGAAGAGACAAAGACGGUAACACUAUGGUCAACCAUUUGCUCACGUUGCAACAACAAGAGCCAGAGUAUUACACUGACGUCACUAUCAAAGGCCUUAUGCUGGGCAUGAUGAUCGCCGGAACAGAUACCUCCGCUGUGACACUAGAGUGGGCGAUGGCGUGUUUAUUAAAUCAUCCAGAGUCAAUGGGAAAAGCAAAACAGGAGAUCGACGAGAAAAUCGGACAAGACCGUUUGAUCGACGAACCAGACCUAGCGAACUUGCCUUACCUUCAAAACAUAGUGUCGGAAACAUUUCGGCUAUACCCUGCCGCGCCGCUCUUGGUGCCGAGAUCACCGAUGGAAGAUAUCAAAGUCGGAGGAUACGACGUGCCACGUGGCACAAUGGUAAUGGUGAACGCAUGGGCUAUACACAGAGAUCCAAGUCUCUGGAGCGAACCGGAGAAGUUUAAACCGGAAAGGUUUAACAGCGGAGGAGAAGACGUUCAUAAGCUGAUGCCGUUUGGUAAUGGAAGGAGAUCGUGUCCUGGAGCAGGACUAGGGCAAAGGAUCGGGACGUUGGCGUUAGGAUCGUUGAUUCAGUGCUUUGACUGGGAAAAAGUCAACGGCGAAAAGAUCGAUAUGACGGAGACUCCGGGGAUGGCGAUGCGUAAGAAAGAGCCUUUACGUGCCUUGUGUCGUUCUCGGCCCAUUAUGAAUAAACUUCGGGUCCAUUUAGAAGGUGCAUGAAGGCUCGAACGAAUGGAAUAAUCUACGUUUUGCCAUGUUAGGUAGAAUGCUCUCUUUAAUGCAUUGAAAAUUUUGUUGGUUUAAGGUGCUGUGCACACAAAUGCUUCUUUUAUUAUGAGUUUUGAUACUAAAAACUCUUCUGCGUUCUCUUAUAUUUGUAUUCUUAUUCUGUUUUUUGUUCUUUGGUGUUGGGAUGCUAUGUUUCUGAGCUAGCUAUUUAUAUAUUUUAAUAAAAAAACUUUUAUGAUGA
Molecule: messenger RNA, 1882 nt
Organism: Brassica napus (rape)
Lineage: Eukaryota; Viridiplantae; Streptophyta; Magnoliopsida; Brassicales; Brassicaceae
Product: cytochrome P450 81F3
Exons: 2
Coding region: 133-1632 (499 amino acids)
Molecular function (GO): iron ion binding; monooxygenase activity; oxidoreductase activity, acting on paired donors, with incorporation or reduction of molecular oxygen
Source: RefSeq, a predicted model, not a curated record